Megalopta genalis is the source of this 4172-nucleotide messenger RNA. Its product is annotated as putative RNA methyltransferase CG11342. Gene Ontology annotation, biological process: negative regulation of pre-miRNA processing. The record is from RefSeq and is a predicted model, not a curated record. NCBI's taxonomy places the organism in Eukaryota, Metazoa, Arthropoda, Insecta, Hymenoptera, Halictidae. Gene Ontology annotation, molecular function: RNA methyltransferase activity; O-methyltransferase activity. Gene Ontology annotation, cellular component: cytoplasm.
CCGAGAUAAAAAAUCCUAAGUAUUACAUGUACUAAGUACAUCAUAUUUCAGUUUGAAUUAAAUUCCAGACAUCGAGGGAAGAAAGUGAUCGAUUUGACAUGGGCCAGAGUUUGGAACAAGGCGAGGGCUACGCUACCUGAUUCGCUCCCCACGUUAUCCCCUUUGAUUCGCAGGAGCUCAGGCGUUAUCGUAGUAAUCAUACCUAAUGCUAAUACCGGGCACAUUAGGGCGACGCUCGCAUCAGCUUGUACGUGCUGAAGAUCGCACACUUCCCUUUGAUACUCGAGGGGUUGUUCUUCAAUUUUUGCAGCGAGGGCAUUCUCAAAGAGAAUUAGAUCAUUUCUGAUCGAAUCGAAAAUGUGAACACGGUUAUCAAAAUCGCAGUUAGUGCCGAAUUCUUCGAAAAUUUAUUUACAUUACGGGAUAAAGAACCAAUUUGUUGGUUCUACAUUUAGAUGAUUUUUAAACAGUAAAAGUUUCCUAAGGGAAGAAUCGACAUAGCUACAUAUCUUGUUGUGAACUGGUUGGGUGCGUCUCUGUAACUUUAAAUUCAGGCUAUAUAGGUCAGGGGUGAUGAACUGACAGCCUGAAGGUUACUCGUGAUCUGUACGUCACCACGUGACCACACGCACACUCGUGCUUCGCACACCGCACACACGCCAAUUUCUCUUGUCGUUCACAUUUUUGGUGGAGGUGGAACGAACUAGCUGAAAGGACAAUGAGUACAGUCCGCGAUGAUGAAGUUUGUCCUCCCUGGAAUAGGUCUACAAGGGAUCACUGACCUACCACUGACAAAGAAAAUGCAUCAACAAUAGUACCCCAUGGGUACUCUAUUGAUCGAGUGGUGCUCCGAGUCGAACGGGGCAACGCGGGGAGCGAGACGCUGCGACGGGAAUCAGGAGCAAGGAGGCGUAGCUCUCGCGGUCUUUAUGUUGUGUGGAGUCUUAUUCCGACCUUUGGGUGGAAUGACCGUUACACGUACAUAUGUUCGUGUGUAGUAAACAAUGUAUUGGAUGCCCCCACCCUAAAAGGCACCCCACCCACGCAGAGCAGAGGAAAGAAACGUAACCUUGGUUUUGUAUGGGCCAACACCCGACACUCACUUUCGCGGAGCCUAUCGAAGCGAACGGUACCAAAUUUUCGAGGAGCUCGUCGUGAGCUGGUUUAAUAAAGAUAUUUCGAAAUGGAGGAAGAGUCCACGACACCAACUGUGAAAAAACGGGAAGAUCCGGCCGCUAGUCGUCAUGGAAACUUUUCAAAUUAUUACGAUGUCCGUCCUGUGGAAGAUCGCCUGCUACAACUUCCAUUCGAUGUGUGGCGACCAACCCAACCGGGCCCUAAAUACGUAGCCCUAGACGUGGGCUGUAACGCGGGGGACCUGACAUUCCUGUUGCGCAGAUUCCUAGAAAGAUUCGUGGAAGAAAGAGAGGUGUUUCUUCUUGGCGUGGACCUCGAUAUGAUUUUAAUCGAGCGAGCGCAGGAACGUAAUCCGCGGCCGGAUCGGAUGACCUUCAACUGCCUCGAUUUUGUCGAAGAUAGUAGCAACAGAGUACUGGGAGAAUAUCUUCGUCAGACCGGGAAACCGCGUUUCGACGUGGUAUUUUGUUUUUCAGUUACAAUGUGGAUCCACUUAAAUCACGGCGACAAAGGAUUAAUCAAAUUCCUGCGGAAGGCUUGCUCGUUAACGGAUAUGAUCGUAAUCGAGCCACAACUAUGGCCCGGUUAUGAGAAAGCCUGCAAGAGAUUAAAACGAUCCAAAGGCGAGGAUUUUCCGUUGUUCGAAACACUGAGAUUGAGGGGGGAUCCCGCUGCACAUAUCCAUAGCAUAUUAAGCCAAUUAUGCAAUUUCCGAAGGAUCAAGGUCACUGCGGAAAAUACUUGGAACCGGAAAAUAUUAAUCUACGAGAGAAGGUGAACGAUUACUCUCCGGAUUUGUACGCGUCCAAUCCAUCUCACAUGACUGAAGCAAUAGUUAUUCUGGUCGAACAACUAUUUUUGUUAUUCAAGUAACUCAAUUCGAACAAAACUUUCAAUCUGAAUAGAUCAUUAUCCACAUUUAGUUGGAUCCACAUUGCUAUGUUAUUAUACAUAUAUGCAGUGGUGUACUGGGUGUACUGGUGCCCGAGGCGCAAAACAAAAUUGAUGCCUUUAAUAUGCUAUAGGCCCCUAAAAUGAAAACAUAAUUAAUAGGGAAAAAUUAAAUUUAUAAAAUUUUAUUUGCAGUAUCGAGAAAUUAAUUUCUCUGAAUUAAAAAAAUUUUUUUUUUACUUUCUAGGCUUUUGCUUUGAAAAAUUAUUGAUAAUUUCUUCGUAGUCUAAGGUAUUAACUAUAUAAUUUUCGAUGAACAUCAGAGCCAAAUCAUUUAAAACGUAGAAUGAUCUUUUUCCGCUUGCAUUAUAAAUUGGUAUGGUAAUAAAUAUUUUUCUGUAAGUUCAAAAUUAUUUCUCGCAUCAUUAAUGAAUUUUGACAAGGAAUUAAGUAAUUUGGUUCCACUUGACGAAUUAGAUUUAAUAUCUUAUAAAGAUUUAUACUUUGUAAGAAUUUAUCAUAGAUAGUAAUACCGUGCGAGAUAUUCAUUUUGUUGUAUAAUAAUGUGUAAUAAGCGUAUUAGUAUGUUGAAAACGACAUAUUUAAUUAAUCAAUAUGAAAAUGCUGGUGUUCUCUUUUGUGGAAUAUAUUUUUUACUUCUUGUUUUAAACGUGUGGUUUCUCCUGAAAUUUUUGGUGCCAUCUGUCCCACAAUUUUUCAAUAAGAUUCAGAUAGUGAAAUUACACGGGUGAUUUACAGAGUGAUAUAACUUUAAAUCUUUUCUUAUUUCAAAGCAAUUUUUGCUAAAGUAUUGUUGGAUACAUCUAAAUAUUUAUAUUGCACGUAGCAAGCGAGAGUAAUAGCAGCGAUAGAUUCAUGAAGGUCGCAAUGAAAAAAAAUAACGAUUUUUGGUGGUCUCGUAAUAGACAGCUCGUUACAUCUUACGUACCUCUUUCGUCUUUUUAAAGUAAAUCUAAAAUAAACAUAAAAUUCACAUUUUGCCAAUUUUGACUCUUUCUUCGGGGAUCCCAGGCGUACGCCUCAAGCGCCUUGGGGUUAAUCUGCCACUGCAUAUAUGCUCAUUAUUGCAAAAGCACAGACUUUUGACAGAUAUGACGAGGCUUGUUCCAACGGAUACCCGGGGAAGUAUUAUUAAAUACAACGCCCACGGGAUCUGUAGUCAUCACGCAAGACGGCUUGAAGAGCUGAAGCUCUGAGGAAGGGUUUAGUGUGCAGGCCGGUUUACUGGAGAGUCCCAUACUGGCUGGGAGCGCAUGUCUCGCCCCGCCUCCUGAAAAAAUAAAAAAAAAAGAUCCAUAAAGAUAUUGCAUCUUAUGGGUUUUUCUGUCUCAGCUUCAGGGCCUCUAGAGCCUCCUUGAAAUAAUGGGUAUUUACAACGUUAAUAAAUUUAUAAGCUUUGCAGUGCUAUCAUUCUACAUUGGGCCACGCGCCACGACCGUAAUCGAAUGUGGGCCUCUUGAAGACAAUUAUAUUAAACAGUACCAAAGAACUGGUAAUAUUUUUUUCUGAUUGAGAGAAGUCCAAACAUGCCAUAAAUCGGAUAAAAUGGAGUACGUGAGAAUUCUUACGUUUCAUACGAAGUUCACCAACCAGCUUUACUUACGGUUUUCGACGAUAUAUUUUAAUUUGCGUAAUUUUUGGUAUAAGUAUGUACGAAUAUCAGCAUAUACAUAUACGAGAACACAUUAACAAUUACGACGUCGCUAUUUUGUAUGCCUUUCUUAAUAUCUUCGUAUUAAGAAAUAGUAACUUCCAUAUUAAGACGAGUAUUAUUGCAUAAGCCUUAUUAUAAGAAGUUAUGUAGAUGUGUGGAAAUUUUGUUAAUAUUACUUAUAAACUAUAAAUAUUAAAAACCGUACUUAUAUUCUACAGAACUAAUUCUAUUCUAUUCUUACAGGACUAUUCUACUUAUAUUCCUUGGACUAAUAUAUUUAAAUAGUUAGGCGGCAUAUACAUAUGGAUGACAAUUGUAAUUAAAAAAUAUGUGAAUUCAAAAUUUCAAAGUUUUUUAACAAUUUAAUAUGUAUAAUAAAUUAAAAAUGGAUUUUUUGUUCAAGUCAACGAAUAACUACAUAAUUGUUUAAUGAAAGUAUUUCAAAUAAAACAUGUUGUAGCUUAAGGGA